AUGCUAGCUGAAGAUUUGGCUGAAAGGUCAGACGACGAAAAAUUACCCAUAACCGGGCGUUUAACGCCCGUUGGUUGUUCGUCAGAAACUGAAUAUGGAAAAGGUGUAUCAGAAAAUGAAGCUGAAGAAUUAGCCAAACUUCAGUUAUUAGAAGAACACGAAAAAUUAAAUGCAUCGUUAAGUGCCCUAACACGUCAUUUUGCACAUGUACAAUUGCGUUUACAACAAGUUGUUGGCGCUUCAACGGAAGAUCGCGAACAUCUACUACGAGAAUUGCAUGAAUUUGCUACGACUGGAAUUCCCGAUGCUAUUUGUCAACCCACGAAAUACAGUCAAGAUAUAAAUAAUGAAAACUUGAUUGAAGCCGAAAAAAGUCGAGAACGGGAAUUUAUUAGUGAACUAAAACAAAAAUUGGACGAAUUAGAACGAUAUGCGCAAGCAUCUGGCAGUCUUGAUGGAUGUCCAACAUCAGUAAUGAUUGAGAAGCAAAAAGUUCUAAUCGAUCAGUUACGUGAGAAAUUAGAUUUACAGUUGGAUGAUGUAUCUGUGUCGAAAUUGAGUGCCGAAGAAUUGCGAAAACUUGUGGAUCAAGCCAUUCAUCAGUUGACUAAUCCUGUAAAACUGAAAGAAAACUUAAUACUUCAAAUGCGUACGCAAAUUAAUGAUUUAGAAAGUUUCGUAGAAUUUCUAAAAGCCGACUCAGCGAAUGCUGGUGCAUCAAAUAACGCCGAUGCUACUCAAAAUUCAAAUAAUCAGUCAGCAAUAUCUGGAAAUGCGUCGUUGCCCAGGACAAGAACGAUGUUGAAUAGCAAAGCGUCAACAAAAUCGAAUGUUAAUCAAACAGCACCAAAAUCAUCAGUAACCAGACAACAGGCAUCAGGCACAUCAAGCGAUGGCGUAAAUUUCGGCCAAUCGAUUAAGAAAUUUGUUAUAUUAACGCAACUGUAUACAUUUUUACUACUAACAUGUGGUACACGUAGCAUGCAAAAGAGACAGACAGGAACAGCAAUGAAAAAAGAAACGGUUGCUAAAAAACAUUUUGGGGAUUUACGAGCAAAACUUGAAAUUGCUAUUGAAAAAGUUCUAAAUGCCGUUCGUUAUUCCAAUUCAGUAAUGGUACACAAUAACAACUACACCGACGAUGAUGUGUCGACAAGUAGCGACGAUGGAGAACAUGAAGAAGAUGAAUAUGAUUCAGAAGAAGUUGUAUUGGCUGUACGCCAAGAACUUGCACCUGCUUUACGUGCAUUGAUGGAGCAUGGUCUUUAUGAAACCAAUUAUUCUACAAGUCUAGUGGCAUGGGGCUGUUUUGCAACUCGAGCUGGCGGUCUACUACAUACAAACGACACAAUGCAUAUAUGGAAAUUAUUUUUGCGAUAUUAUGGCAUGAAGCAUGGAAAUGACUUUGCAAAUAGUCCGGCAAGAAAGUUAUCACAAUCAUUUUCGUUAGAAGUAGUUGGAGGAAAACCUAUAACACUCAAGCAGUGUUUGCUCAGCGCAAUAGAUACAAUUGUCAAAUUGCAUGAAAAACAUAAUAAACCAAUGGAUAGUUGUUUCAAAGCAUUCAUUUGUUUAGCAUUAAAUGAAAAGAAACUGGUAUCAUUUUUACGUGUAUUAAUAAAAACAAUUCCACUAAUUGAAAACUAUUACCAAUCAUGGAGUUAUACAAAAACAACUGGAUUUAAUGAUGCUUUACAUUCAUUGGAUCGUUUAUCAACAAUUGAUUUUCGUUUACCCGUUAAUAUAUCCGUGCGACGUUUCAUGAAUAUAAAUGAUCUUUUUGGAUAA
Molecule: messenger RNA, 1788 nt
Organism: Didymodactylos carnosus
Lineage: Eukaryota; Metazoa; Rotifera; Eurotatoria; Philodinida; Philodinidae
Source: the annotation of a GenBank genome assembly